AUGGACUUCUAUCAGGAACAACAUAGCUACACGCUUGCAAUCAACGCCGGUAUCAAUAGUGGCGAUUCUGACGAAGACGCUAGUUGGGUGAUGAUGAGCCGGGACGGCGAGGUGGUUAAGCUCCCUGGCGAGAAGAUCUAUUACAAAGUGAGAUCCAGGAUCGCCCUCGACGUCUCGACGCCCAAAUCUUUGCCGAAUGCUACGCCAUUCUCCAUCAAGAGCGAUAGUGGCAUUGUCUACGUCACAAACAACCGGGUCAUUUAUGUUCCUACCCACCCUACGGAAAGUUUCCAAUCUUUCUCGGCCCCUAUCUUGGAUUUUGAUGAUACGCGUGUCGCAUCCAGCUUCUUCGGCCCUUGGUCUUGGAAUGCCAUUGUAAAACCAACUGUCGGCGGCGGUAUCCCGUCAGACGUGCCCCGUCUGGAACUGAAGCUGACAUUCAAAGAGGGCGGUCACGAUGCUUUCCAAAACAAGUUCGAGGUUAUGAAGGAACGGCUGAGCUAUGCCAGAACGCUUCAGCAAGAGACGGGGCAGGUCAUUCCGACCGGGGAAGACUUGCCACGGUACGAGGCCGACGCGCCGAAGCCAAGUGGUCCCCCGGCGCAGCCAGAGUCGGCAGGUGCCGCCACAGCGGGGGCGUCUUCCCGGGACGCAAAGGAGAGAGACGCUUUGGAAAACUUCUCCCGGUCUCAAGAGCAUCAAGCGCAGCGAGGUGCUGCAACCGAACUGGGGACUGCUCUUCACUCCAGCAACUCGAGAAACCAGCCGAGCCCGGUCGCCCCCGACGAGCCGCCCCCGGAUUACGAAGAGGCUCAGGCACAGGCGAUUGGCAUGCGCGUCGAAGAAACCGCGCGCAACGCUGCGGACCGGCAGUAG
Messenger RNA from Sporothrix brasiliensis 5110, 876 nucleotides. RefSeq lists its product as uncharacterized. The transcript is spliced from 2 exons. Gene Ontology annotation, biological process: positive regulation of DNA-templated transcription. The coding region runs from base 1 to 876 and encodes 291 amino acids. Gene Ontology annotation, cellular component: nucleus. Gene Ontology annotation, molecular function: chromatin DNA binding; transcription coactivator activity. Lineage: Eukaryota; Fungi; Ascomycota; Sordariomycetes; Ophiostomatales; Ophiostomataceae. The record is from RefSeq and is a predicted model, not a curated record.